CCCUGGAAUGCUCGACAGUGCUAAUCAGCAGGAUCAGCAGCGACUUCUCCAUUGUCUACGUCACCAUUAUUUUGACCUAAAGUCCCAUUUAAUAGGACGAAAGUGGUGCGCGUGGCAAGGAAGGAUUGGGAGGCUAUGGCGGAGCGUCCUGGCCGGCGGAGAUCACGUCGCGACAGUCUGGAAGCUCCUCAGAGCGUCGCCGGCAAUUCAUCGCGCACUCCUCCCGGCUCCAAAGAUCGUAGGACCAGUCGCAAGACCGCCGGCAAACCGAUUAAAGAGCGAUGGCUCUUGACGCGCAAAACCUGGCGGUAUAUGGCGGACGCGGGUCGCCGACUGAUACCGGACGCUAACCACAAUAGACACGAAGACAUACCGAAAAUCGAGCAAUACUUUCAAGACGUUUGCACCAGGGAGCCGAGGUUUCUACUUUGGCGAAAGACAUCGUAUCCUGGCAGCUUGGCUUUUCGAGCGGCGCGAAAGCGACGUCAUAAAGCAGGCGGCAGUUGUCGAACGAAGCCCAGCUCGGCCGACGAAGCCGACGACUCGAGAGGUUCGAGCUCCAGUAUCGGUGUAUCAUCCACUCCAAUCGUCUCCGGUAAAUUAGACCUCGCUCAGGUUAAGCGAGAAUGGUUGCUGUCAUCUAAGGAGCCGGGAAGAGAAUUGAGCAUUGCUUCGCCGGCGAGGCAAACGAAGCACAAGGAUCCUCCAUUGGAGGAUAGCGAGACGAAAGCUUUAGCCGACAUGCUUCAGAAGUACCUGAACAUACAAAGUGAUAUUGGUGGGAUACCUAAGUCUACGCCGUCGACAACGACGACCGGUGACAGUGGUAACAGCAGCUCCAAGGCCUCCGAGCCUACAACGACAAAUAGCUUCGAUUAUCAAAAACUUAUAGAAAAGUUAGAGCAACAUCUUAAUAAGAUUAUGAUGGAGGGGAGGCGCGACGAGGCGACUAGAAUGGCUUUUACAUCAACAAAAUCUAGAAAUGUCGCAUUUAGCGGUGGCGGCAGUUCCGGGAUUGGCAUAAGUGGCGCGAUUCCUAAGGUUACGAUUCCAUAUCAGAGCGAUCAUAUACAUAAGUCGCUGCUGGAUACGCUGAGCCGAUAUUACAGCAAAUCGCCCAACAGGCAGCACGUUAUUUCAGAUAUUCUGACGGACCGGAAACUUCUUGAAAAACUUUAUUUCGAUCUCCGGUGUACAAGGCGAUUUCGAGGACCGCGUGCGACAGGCGCUUAUACUUCACCAACUGCUAGAUGGUGGAACCAAGAACCUACAACGACAGCAUCACGAACUAAUAGGUUUUCGUCUAACGAUGACGGAAAUCGUCAUUAUUCCGCCGGGAGAAGGAAUCUAGCCUCUCCGCCGCCAUUGAUUGCCAUUCAAGGCCCGAGUACCGAGCGCGGUCCCGUCGAUUCUCACGCACAAACAGAUUCAGUAUCGAGAGAAACUUUAGAAAAUCUUCUCAUCGAACGGGAAAAGGAAGAGCAAUCGUCGCCUCCGCUAUCUGCCAAGGAACUUCAUAAAUCUGCUAGGAGAAGAAGCAGCGUCGACAAUGACGACGUAUCACCUUCCGUGAGCGACACCAUUAAAAGAUACCUAAGAAUGGCUAGGAAAAAGUCUAUGGAUGCUGAUAAAAUCGAUCGCUUUAAGCGCGUUAACUACGACAGAAAUUUACGAAAUAUCAAGGGCAAAGGAGAGAGACCAAGCGAUGACGAGGGCAACAAUAAGGGCUGCCAAACCGAUGAUAAUUGGAUACUCGGUUAUCGUGAGAUGAGUUCUUUGGAACCCGGUGAGGCAAUCUCCGACGCGGAAACGACCGCGUCGCCAGCCAGCAGAAACGCCAGCUCCAGAAGCAGCAUCGAUGCAGGCCUUGGCAGUGAAGAAACAGCACCAUCCACUCCCAAGCAUCAUCAGUCCUUCCUAUCCCAUCUUCUGCACGGUUCCCAUAGUACCCAUAAAGAAAAGCCGCACUCCGCGCCAGGUUCGCCAGCAUUAACCUCUUCUACGAAUCCGCCAGGUGGCAGCGCGAUGCAGAAGAGCAAAUCUUCGAGUAGCGUCGUACAUCACGGUAGCAGACUCGUGGCCAAGAAGAUCUGGAAGUCCAGGAGUAAAAGCUCAUCCCGGGCAAUUAAUAUAGUGUCCGCGUGGACGCCACAGGGUAAAUGCACGUGGGCUGGCACAAAUGGAAGACGAGUAACCUUACAGGAUACGCCAUUGCGCUCAUUAUUAGAAAUUGAAAGGAAGGUCCUCUGUCGGGUUGCUGUUGCCAAGCUUCAAGCGCUCAACCUCGGCGUACACAUCAGACCUCCAAGUGAAUCUUUAAGUAGCAAUUCAGUUUCGGCUAAGCCUAAAAGGCGCGCAUACUUGUUGAAGAGAAAGGCUCUGACCACUGGAUUUUUUGAUAGUAAAGGAAAAGACGACAAGGAGAAAGAACCGAGCGGAGGCCUUGUAUUUGGGAUCUCUUUGCUUCAGUGUUUGGAGAAUGACAGGUUGGCGCGUCUGGCUCUGGGAGAAAUAAACGACGUCGGUUGCCUUAGUAGAAGUAGCAGACAUGGAAGUAGAACGAGCUUCACGAGUCUAAAUGAAACAACAACUGCUGCGAAAGCCGAAGAGGGAGGUUCGUGCGAAUCUUUAUCAUCAAAAGGCGGUGCCUUGACGGGGAGCGAUUCUGGCGUCUUGGAACUAAGCGACGGUGGACCACCCAACGAGUGGGAUGCUGUGCCCACUAUUGUCAAACAAUGUAUCAGGCACCUCGAGAUGACAGGACUAAAUACCCUUGGUAUCUUUCGUGUUUCCCCAUCCAAGAAGCGCGUUAGACAGUUAAGAGAAGAUUGGGACUGCGCUCGCGAGACCAAAAUUGGUCCAGAUCAAUGUCCUCAUGACGUUGCCGCUCUACUCAAGGAGUACUUUCGGGAUUUGCCGGAUCCCCUUCUUUGUCGCGAUCUUUAUCAGGCCUUCGUGCACACGCAAAAAAUCCGUAAUAGACGAUUGCAGCAGGAAGCACUCCAACAUCUCAUACAGUUACUGCCAACCCCGAAUCGUGAAACUCUUUAUGUUCUGUUAAAUUUUCUAAGCGAAGUCGUAGCUAACAGUGAGGAUCGUAAGGGUGAUGACGGUCAGCGACUGUCAGGCAAUAAAAUGGAUACAACGAAUCUUGCAACGGUCUUCGCGCCAAACAUUCUGCACUGCGUGAAACCGGGUCAAGCACGUUCGGAGGUGUCGGCCGAGAGGGCCGAGGAGAGAAUAGACGUCAUAAAUGUGGUGCGUGCCCUACUCGAGCACGUGGGCACGCUAUUCAUCGUACCGGCUGCCCUCCUGGACGAGCUCUACCUCCAUAUGAUGGACAGCCAUCCAGCCGAACUCGACCUCUCCCUCUCCCGCAGGGCCGACGAGCAAUGCGCUGACGACUUGGAACUGAACAGCGAAACGGAAAAUUACUCCGUUGACGAGGCAUUCUCUUCGACUGCAACAACAUUUCCAAUGGCAUCCACUACAAGCGCAAUCUCCUCGGCGACAUUCGCAACAACCUCGACGACGUCGUCGUCGACGACUCUAUCGACGGCGGCUACCGCCACAGCGGCACCCAUUUCAAAUCGCAAGCUUUAUUCACGCGAGGAAUGUCUGCACCAAACGGCCGGGGUAGGCGGUGACAUUGGUCCAAGGCCACGACGUUCGAAACGACCUGGAAGUCGAAAGAAGGAGGAUUCAGCCCGUAGCAAUAGCGUCGACAGCGGUUCGAGCGAAGAUCCUACGGAUCCGAGGCGCAAGUCCUCGCCAAUGGUCAUAACGGCGAGUCUGACAAUACCGAUGUCCGGGGCGUUCACGUUGAACCUCGACGAUUCGGACAUUCCAUACAUCGAGGACUCGAACAAUUCGCAGAGCAAACAACAGCAACAGCAGCCAAGUGCGCCACCUAGAAGACAAAGACAGUGUUCGGCGUCUGGUAGCGAAGGUGGGGGUGGCGUAAUAGGGAGCGACAGUGCGGUGGGUUCCUCGGCAACGUUCUCGGGUGACCAACCGCCAAGUUCUCCGCUUUCGUGGGCUUCCACUCCACCAGCAAGUCCGGAUAGUGCCGUCACUGCCGUAUCCUACGUACCCGAUCAGGCCUCGCAGCACCAACAGCAACAACAUCUUCAGCAACAGAAACAGCCGACGCUACAGAGGGUAUCGUUCACAACGUCCAGUGAACUCCGACAAAUCUCAAGGUCUAAUGGUCAGCAGGAUACGUCGAAAGCCAGCAUCGCUCCGCCUUAUACACCCAGCAUCACAAGUAUCGGCGGUGCUGUUAUGAGGUCAAAGACCGCGGAUAUCGAAAGGAUGUUACACAUAAAUAGGCCAGACGUAAACGUGCGACAACGCUCGAGCACGCCAACUACGUCGAGUGGCGUGUCGAGCUCAACCCCGGAUACUAAAAAGUACACAAAGCGUCGAUACACGGAUUCGAGGCAUCAAACGCGCCAUAUACCCGACGCAGAGAGUCUUAGCAGCCAGGCGAUGACGUCCAAACUGAGUUCGACGUCGUGUCAGUCUUCGACGAUUCCAGCGGCACCCCAUUCUUCGUCCACGGUAACCAGCUCGAGCUCUACGGGGGCAGCGCAACCCGUUUGGAAAAGGCGUGAGCUCAUAUCCAGUGCACCUAAGCAACGAGGAACCUUCUUUUGAGAACCAUGUCGUCCUUGAUAGUGCCUUAAAUUAUCA
Ceratosolen solmsi marchali is the source of this 4695-nucleotide messenger RNA. It is a transcript of the gene RhoGAP102A, whose product is annotated as Rho GTPase activating protein at 102A. The record is from RefSeq and is a predicted model, not a curated record. Gene Ontology annotation, biological process: signal transduction. Lineage: Eukaryota; Metazoa; Arthropoda; Insecta; Hymenoptera; Agaonidae. The transcript is spliced from 12 exons. Bases 136 to 4659 code for a protein of 1507 amino acids.